Thlaspi arvense is the source of this 1792-nucleotide messenger RNA. The record is from the annotation of a GenBank genome assembly. Lineage: Eukaryota; Viridiplantae; Streptophyta; Magnoliopsida; Brassicales; Brassicaceae.
UCGUGAACGACCUUUUCUUCUCGAUUCUUUGCUCUCUCUCUCUCUCUCUCUCUCUCUCUCUCCUUCGAUUUGAUUCGUUUCGUCGUCGAUCAAAAAAGCCCUUCUUUUCUGUCUUUUAUUUUUUUUCUGGGUUUUCUGAAGUCAAAAGGGUUUUCUCUUCACUGUUCCAAGACUUUCUUUGUGAUUUUCCUCGCUUUCUCAUUGUUUCUAUCCCGGCUUUUCCCGUGAACACCGUAAGCAGCUAGGCUUGGUUUGCUAGAAGAUUCCUAAAAAUGGGAAAUUUUAGUGGGAAUAAAUAGUUUCAUUAGCUGUAAAGUGUAGAGCUUUCGAUAUUAAUCUCCCUAGAUCGGUUUUGGAGAUAGCUGUUUUUGGUAGUGUUGAUCCAGUGUUAGAUCUGUGAAAUCGAGAAGCAUUUUUCUGGUGAGUAUUAUUAAUCGGGUCAAUGUCGGUUCCACCUCGAAUCCGGUCCGUGGAUUCCGGCGAGCGAGACUUCCGGUCAGUUCUCGGUCCAACCGGGAACAAGCUGCAGAGGAAACCGCCAGGGAUGAAACUGGAGAAGCCGACGAUGGAGAAGAAGAACAUCGGGUCAAAGGAUGGUAAAACGAAGAAACCAGAUACUCCGGCUUCACCUACGACGACUCUAAAGCAGUGCUCGUCACUUUGCUCAUCGCUUCUGAGACGUAACAGUGCAUCGAUGACUGCUUCGUAUUCCUCUGAUGCGUCGUCUUCUUGCGAGUCGUCGCCUUUGAGCGUGGUGUCUUCUUCGAGCUGUAAGAAGGCUGUGAGGCGAAGUGCGUCUGUCUCCUCCUCCGCUACAUGUGCGGCGGCGAGAAGGAAGCCGAUUGAUGAGAAGGAAGACAAGGUUGCUGCUGGUGCCAGUAACGGUGAUUGCUUCGCUGACGGUCGAAGAAGAUGUGCCUGGAUCACGCCUAAAUCUGACCCCUGUUAUUUAGCUUUCCACGACGAAGAAUGGGGAGUUCCUGUUCAUGACGACAAGAAACUUUUCGAGUUAUUAUGUCUCUCUGGUGCUUUAGCCGAACUCUCCUGGACCGACAUUCUUUCCAGAAGACAAUUACUCAGGGAAGUUUUCGUGGACUUUGAUCCAGUUGCUGUUUCAGAACUGAACGAGAAAAAAGUAACAGCUGCGAUUUCCUUACUAUCAGAAGUCAAGAUACGAUCAGUUCUCGAUAACUCACGCCAUGUGCGCAAGAUUAUAGCUGAGUUCGGAUCAUUUAAGAAGUACAUGUGGAACUUUGUGAACAACAAGCCAACGCAGAGCCAAUUCAGGUAUCAACGGCAAGUCCCUGUGAAGACAUCAAAAGCUGAGUUUAUAAGCAAAGAUCUUGUACGCAGAGGCUUUCGAAGCGUUAGUCCUACGGUUAUUUACUCCUUCAUGCAAGCAGUUGGUCUGACGAAUGAUCAUCUCAUAGGCUGCUUCAGAUACCAAGAAUGUUGUGUAGAUGCAGACACAACAACAACAGCAACCAAGGCGAAGAGGAAGAACGAGCGAGAUUGAUGAAAUAAGAGCAUUUCUGAAAUUAACGUGUAUUGUUGUUUGCUUUCGAAUAUUUAAUUUACACAACGAGGUUUUGCUACCAUGAUGUGUUUUGUUUUUUCUGCGUUGUAUAGAUUGUUUUUGUUUUUUGUUUUUUAUCCGUUCAUGCUUAGUAGAUUGUUGCAAGAAAACUCUUAGACCGGACGUCUUUGUGUGAAUCGAUUUCAUGCUAGUUUUAUAACCGAAUACGUCGCAGUAGUAUUUGCAGAAUCAAAUAUAAAAUUUGUCAUGUUGUGG